Astyanax mexicanus (Mexican tetra) is the source of this 3759-nucleotide messenger RNA. RefSeq names its product GATA zinc finger domain containing 2Ab (gene gatad2ab). Gene Ontology annotation, molecular function: sequence-specific DNA binding. Gene Ontology annotation, biological process: negative regulation of transcription by RNA polymerase II. Lineage: Eukaryota; Metazoa; Chordata; Actinopteri; Characiformes; Acestrorhamphidae. The record is from RefSeq and is a predicted model, not a curated record. The coding region runs from base 163 to 2091 and encodes 642 amino acids. Gene Ontology annotation, cellular component: NuRD complex. The transcript is spliced from 11 exons.
UCCACUGCGCAUGCGCACUGCUGUGUCCGCGGCUCAUUCGGAACCGGAGCGGCGGAGCGGAGGAUCUCCGGGACUCCUCUUACCGACACGGGCUACUACAGCACGCCUCACGCGCCGAGCUCGCAGGAACGGCGUCGAGUCUCUCCACCUCUCGGUGAGAAGAUGUCUGAGGAGGUGGUGCGUCAGACUCGCAGCCAAAAGAGGGCCCUGGAACGGGAGACUCCUGCUGCCCUGGAUGGAGACACUAAGAGAGUAAAGGUGGAGAGGGGAGAGCUUGGGUCAGGAAAAGUUGCCAGCAUCCUGAAUGCUGGCGAAGUGAAGGCCACCAUUAAAGUGGAAGUACAAGCAUGCGAUGAACCUGUGGACAUGAGCACAUCCAAGAGUGAAGUGAAGAAGGAAAGGCCACCGACGCCGGAUGAUGUAAUCGUUUUGUCUGACAACGAGCCCUCCAGUCCGUGUAUGAACGGGAUUAGCCACACCAUCAAGAAAGCAGACACAGAAAUGCUGAUGAAGAGCAGUCCUGAGGAGCGCCAGAGCAUUAUCAAGCAGCUGAAGGAGGAGCUGCGUGUGCAGGAGGCCAAGCUGGUCCUGCUGAAGAAGCUGCGACAGAGCCAGAUCCAGAAAGAGAGUGUGGUGCAGAAGACGGCGAAUUCAACAGCCAACCCUCCACCUCUAGUAAGAGGCAGCAUCUCAUCCAGCAAAGGACCCCUACAGGUGUCGUCUAAUCGAAGCUCAGGCACAGUCAUCCCUCCUCCUCUGGUCCGAGGGGGAGCGCAGGCUUCCAAACAUGGCUCUAUAGUGAUGCCACCCUUAGUCAGAGGAUCACAGCCCAUUGCUGUGACUCCUCAGCAGAUAGCCACACUGCGGCAGCAACAGCAGCAGCAACACUCUGGCUCAGGACCUCCUCCCCUGCUGCUGGGCCCUCGCACAUCUGUGCCCAACGUCCAGGUGCAGGGCCAGAGGAUCAUCCAGCAAGGCUUGAUCCGGGUGGCUAAUGUAGCCAACACCAACGUCCUGGUCAACAUCCCACAGGGUUCACCUACUGCCUUGAAGGGCUCUUCUUCCCAGUCAGGCAUUAGCACCAACGCCUCCGCAGUCAACGCCAAUGACUCUCCGGCCAGCCGACAAGCUGCUGCCAAGCUGGCCCUGAGGAAGCAGCUCGAGAAGACCCUGUUGGAGAUUCCUCCUCCAAAACCCCCUGCACCAGAGCUCAAUUUCCUGCCCUCUGCUGCCAACAAUGAGUUCAUCUACCUAGUGGGGCUGGAGAUGGUGGUGCAGAACCUUUUGGAUUUGGCCAAGAGCAAACAGCAGGCACAGCAGGGCACCUCUGCGAAGGACCCAUACACGUGUGCACAGUGCCAGACAGACUUCACCUCACGCUGGAGGCAGGAGAAGGGCAACAACACCAUCCUGUGUGAGCAGUGCAUGAGCUCCAACCAGAAGAAAGCCCUAAAGGCAGAACACACCAACCGACUAAAGGCUGCCUUCGUCAAGGCCCUGCAGCAAGAGCAGGAGAUCGAGCAGCGCAUCCUUCAGCAGGCUGCUUCGCCCAGCCCCAAGACCUCUUCGUCCUCCUCAUCCUCAUCCUCACCAGUAGUGAAGUCUGAACAGCAUGUGCUGGUGUCGCAACAUUAUAAAACAGCUCGUGCCUCUCUGCCCCAGCAAGCCAGCAGGGCGGUGACGGCCAACCGCUACCACUCCGGCACCAUCAAGCAGAGUCCAGGCCAGCUGUCGCGGAGCAUGCAGCAGGCAGUGGUCAGUGCGAGCUCCCGCGGCCUGAGUCACGGCUUCUCCACGUCCUCUCAGCUGCAGAAUGCUGUCACAGCCGCUGCGCUGGUCAGCAGACCAGGUAAGCAUGCCGUGAGGGCGGGGUCAAAAGGCAACAGCGGCAGUAGCAGCAGCAGCAGUAACCCCGCCGCCAGUGCAUGGAGGAAGCAGAACAGCAGCAUCACAGGUGUCACCAUGGCCUAUGUCAACCCCAGCCUGUCUGUACACAAGACGACCUCUCCAGUGGACCGCCAGCGAGAGUACCUUCUGGACAUGAUCCCCUCACGCUCGAUCUCUCAGACAACAAACACAUGGAAACAAUAAUGUCUCCUCCUUCCACUCUUUACUGAAAUGAUCUCGCAUUACUAUUAUUCAAGUUUAUUUUGGACAGCAGCUGGAUAUCCAGAUCAGAUGACCAGCUAUCAAGCAAUAAUACAACAACAAAACCUUUUUUUCUCUGCUUAUUUGGAGACCCUUAGUCUCAGAGUCUUGAGAUCCUGAGAUCUGAGUUUUGAGAGGGUCCUGGGUCAUGAAUCAAUGUUGGCAGAGAGUUUUGAGGACCUCUUUUUUUUUUUUUUUUAAAGAAGAGGCCGUGUGUGAAUAAUUAAGUCUGUUCACUGCUCCAUGAAAAGGUGGCAGUAAUCAGUGAUUCUACCACUUCCACGCUGAUAGUGAUGACUCCCACCACCACCACUAUUUCCUCCCACUGUCUGGUUCAUCUCUACAUCUGGUUGUGGCUGCUAAUGGCUCUACAGGGGAAAGGGUAGAUUGUCAUGGUGUACUGAAAGCUGAAUGAUGGAGCUCCUCUGUUUUAGUGAACCUGUCGUAAUAGCUUCUUCCUGAAGGAGAAGAGGAGCCCAGCCCAAACUUCACAGAAAGCCAGGAAGUCUGUACAAAGUUUGUACUUUGUGGACCUUCUGUGAGUGCUUCAGAUUCAAAUUUCCGCAGAACACAGUGGAGAGGUGCUCUGCCUGGAAAAAAACAGCUAUUUGGGAAUACAAGUAUGUAAUUCUGAUGAUGUCGCUUUUUUUUUUUUUUUUUGCUUACUUUGUGGACUCAUUCCACCUCAACUUUUUGAUCUGUCCUUUUUCGAGGGCUGAAGUUAAGAAUAAAAAAAAAAAGUAAAAAAAAAAAUAGUAGUUAUACUGUUGAGGUGGUUUUACAUCUGCCAGUUUAGUGUGUAUUUUUAAAUACUGAAAUUCUUUUUCGUAAACUUAACACGGAAAAAAAAUGUAACAGAGAUUUUUUUGUGUGUCGGGGGGAGGAAUACGGGAUUAAUGAAAUGCCACAAUGCAAACCCCCCCCCCCCAAACCUGGACAUGAUGGCAUGGAUUUGCAGAGGAGUAGGGGUACGGAUGGGACUUCUUAUGAAGCUCUAGGUUAAGUUUGUGGUGUGCUUUUUCUUUUCAUUUUUUUUUUUUUUUUUUUUUUUUGUUUUUUGUUUCAUGCUUUUAGGUUGUUGUCUACACGGGGAUAUUUAAAACUGUACACCUGCAAACUUCACGUACAAUGAAGGAAACUCCAGUGGCCCAAAUUUAGAACUGCUAGAUCACCUGCAUUUUCUCCUUUAGUAUUUUCAAAUAGGAUCAGUUGAAGAUUACAGCAAACAACAACAGGAACUACUAUUGUUUUCUUUAGAAAAAAAAAAACUGUCAGAAGAUUAACAGUGGUACCUCUAUUGUCUCUUCCCCCCUAAAGUACAUUAGUACGUAAGAUUCUAGCCAAUGUUUGGUCGUCUUUGACCGUCAAACUCUUAAUCCUCGAUCGUUUCCUUUAGGGCCGCAGCCGCCUGAGAGAUGUGGAGGCCUCAGUUUCACACUGCUGUUCUGACUACUGCCUGCUGCUGCUGAGAACUAACACCAUUCCAUUGUCCAGGGAUGUUGGCGCUAUUUGCUGCCCUGCGUCCCUUUUAUGAAUUGUACAAAAAAGUUCCCCUUUUUUCCAUUUAUUUUUGGUCUAUCAGUUAAUGAUUAUAAUAAAAACUAAAUUUAA